Oncorhynchus tshawytscha (Chinook salmon) is the source of this 2278-nucleotide messenger RNA. RefSeq names its product ciliary-associated calcium-binding coiled-coil protein 1-like. The coding region runs from base 1025 to 1945 and encodes 306 amino acids. The record is from RefSeq and is a predicted model, not a curated record. Lineage: Eukaryota; Metazoa; Chordata; Actinopteri; Salmoniformes; Salmonidae. The transcript has 8 exons.
UUAGAUUUGAUGGGGCAGUGUGAUGGCGAUUGCAUUGUCCGUAAUGCACGAACACGUCUCAUAAAAGUCAUGAUGUUUUUGUUUGGUUAGAAAGCACAAUCGUCGCGGAACGAACGAGUGACACCUUUCCGGGAAUGUCCGGUCCAUUUAAAAAUCAUUCCUGCCUCCUUCGCCCUGCAAGUGUAUACUCGUCAGACGUCAUGAAACGUUAUCAGAAGCGUCCACUUAAUUUGAGGGCUGAGCGGACAGGGGGUGUCGUUUAAGUGUUUGGAAUGCAACCCUAAAGCAAAUACAUUUGUACGAAGCUGAAUCAGGAAAUGAAUGUCCACUCUUCAUUGCAGAUCCCGCCUUCAUUCUUGUUUGAUAAUUUUUCUCGAAAUCUAAAAGCACAAUAUAGAUUUAAGCUAGUGUCUUAAGUAGCUGAACAUGUUAUUACUCCAACCAAGUGAAAGAGAGAAAUUACGUUUUCAUUUUCAUCAAAAACAAAUGCAUUUGAGUUGACGGCUUGCGCAGUUCGGUGCGAGACAACCGUUAACCCGAAGACAUGUCUCUACCCAUGAGUUCAGCCAGACACCGUGUCAACUGGUUUUCUAUUGGAGAAGCAGCUUCUGCCUGUCUUGAUACUGUCCUUUCAUUGCCUUUGUUUUAUAGAGGAGACGGUAUGCUAUUCUGCCAAAAUGAGAAGUACCAGUACGGCGCUCCGGACAGCACUGGUUACAGGUUGACUAGACAGAUCUAACACAGUGUUGCCGACUCCUCAGUAUGGAAAGUAGCUAUUGGCGGUUCGUUUUUUAAUUUAUUUUUAUUUGUCGCUAGAGGGGUCUGAAUACUCGCUAAGUUGACAACACUGCGAUUCUAGAAUCAGCUUUAUCCAUCUCGAUAGACUAGACUGCCCAGAAGCUCACCGCCCGGAAGCUCAUCACCCGGACCGGAAGCUCACCGCCCGGAAGCUCAUCACCCGGACCGGAAGCUCACCGCCCGUCCACUGUGGACAUGUUGCCGUGGUAACGCCGGUGACUAAAACAUGUCUGCAAAAGUGAAACAAAGCAACAAGUCAGCGGAUAAAAAUACAAACGAUAGAAAUGACGUUGCGUCCAAAGAAAAUGAUGCUGAAAAAGCCAACCCUCAAUGGAAACUUAUUUCCCAUGAACAAAUCAACACGCUGUUGGAUUUGACAGUGGAACAAGUGCAAUUCCAGUUUGAAGAAAUACUUGGUUUGAAGAACUACCAGACGUGUCUGAAGGAGGCUUCCCUGUUGGACUACUUUGUCUCUGGCUUCUGGUGGACCAGGGAGAUGAACUACACCUGUCAACAGAUCUCAUUCAUCAUGGCUCUACUGCAAUUGUUACUGGACAAUAUCAGUGAGAAGCAGAUGCCGUUUGUUGAUAACCUGAAUGAGUUUGCCAAGAUGAUAUCAGGAACGCGCCAGUCUCCUUCUCCAGAGGUUGACUCACUGUUUGAUGCUGAGCAGGCCAUGUCCAUCACUGACUACCUGAAGUGCAGUCUCUUUCAGAACUACCAACUCUAUGAGUUUCUCUUCAGCCAACCUAGAGAGGAGCUGCUCCUUGGGAAGAAGAGGACCAUAGAGGUGAUCAGCUCAGCAGACUUUGUAGCCCCGUUGGAAGAAGGCAUGAAUACUGAUGACUACCUCCAUUACAUGACUCCUGUUGAACAGCAGGAAGAGGGACAGAGGACCAGCCAGGAGGAGGAUGGAGAGGUACCAGGUGAAACAGCUCUGGAGCAGGAGCAGGAGAACAAGGCUACAGGGUUGGAAGGAUACAACGUUCAGGAUGUCAAAGACGUGCUGGGAGACAUGACCAAAGAGAUGCUGGGAACCCUACAGGCUGAAUUCACAGAGAAGCUGAGAGUCCAGGAGGAGAGUUUCAGUACCAGACUAGAACCACUGAAACAUUCUGCCUGCAAACAGCUACAACACACCUCAUAGUAUAACAUAUCCACUAUGAACACAAUACACCUCAUAGUAUAACAUAUCCACUAUGAACACAAUACACCUCAUAGUAUAACAUAUCCACUAUGAACACAAUACACCACAGUCUAUAACAUAUCCACUAUGAACACAAUACACCUCAUAGUAUAACAUAUCCACUAUGAACACAAUACACCACACAGUCUAUAAUAUAUCCACAAUACACCAGUCUAUAACAUAUCCACUAUGAACACAAUACACCACACAGUCUAUAAUAUAUCCACUAUGAACACAAUACACCACAGUCUAUAAUAUAUCCACAAUACACCACACAGUCUAUAACAUAUCCAC